Theobroma umbraticum is the source of this 2279-nucleotide messenger RNA. NCBI's taxonomy places the organism in Eukaryota, Viridiplantae, Streptophyta, Magnoliopsida, Malvales, Malvaceae. The record is from RefSeq and is a predicted model, not a curated record.
ACUGAACCCCCAAACAGAUGCCCCCUCUCUUUCCCAAUUCCCCAACUAGUUGGACUAAGGAAAGACGGGAAGAAAGAAAAAGAAAGAAUUAAGCCAAACCCUCUCCCUCCUCUCUCUGAGUCGCUCUCCCCUCCAUUUUCCUACCUUUUUACACGGAAUUCAUUGCACUGUUUACUCAUUUGUGCUUUAGCUGCCCCACAAAUACGUUGCCAUCACUGGGGUUAAAGGGUAAUUCCUCAGUCUUCCACAUUGUCCAUAGUCACCAAUCACUUCUGCGCAAGCCGCCUCAUAACUCAGUUUCUCACAGACCGUCCUCCACCUAGAGAGAGAGAGAGAGAGAGAGAGAGAGACAGAAAGAGCUAACUCAAGUUGGGCUUUAAGAGGGAGGGAAAAAUGAGUGAGUUGAAGACUAGAUAGCUAGAUAGAUAGAGUGGAGAGAGAGAGAGGAGGGGGGCUUAAUGAACUUGCCAAAGAGGGGGAAAUGAAGAAUUGAAGAGUUGAACCCUCUGGGAAUGGCAAGUUGAGUUCAGGGUUUCGAAAAUCGCAAUCCAAGACGUGUAUGGUGAGUUGUUUUUGGUUUAACUCUUGUUCUUUUUCAUUUAUAUUCUUUAUCUUGGGGGGCUGAAACCAUCUUGAACACCGACAUGUCCCCUCCCCGAAAAGCUAGGCUACUAUCCUCUCGUAACGCUCUCUGAAAAGCUAACCAUUAAAACCCCAAAAACGAACUUUUCUUGUUCUUCUUUCCCUUCAAUUAUCUCUUGUGAAAGCUGACACAUUUCCCAUCUCUCUCUAACUCUUUGCUUCCUUUGUCUGUUUAUCUAUUAUUCUUUGAUGUUUGCUGUUGACAGAUCAUUAGUUGCAAUCAUACGGACAAAUUAAAAAGACGAGCCGUUACGUCGCCGGAACAAGGCGGAGAAAGGGGUUUGUCUUGAAAGUUUGCGACUUUGACAAAAUGUGGAAUAUGAAUGGGGAACCCCUCAGCAAUAAUACUAUCGGGUGAAGAGCCUAACCAAGAAUCCGACCCGAAUCGUCAUUUCGAUCACUAUGCCACCACUACCACCACCCAGCAAUCUUUCAACGAAACUCUCCUUUCCCAUCAACACAGCACUGCCUUUUCUCACCAACACCAUUUCCAUAACCCUAACCAAGCUCAAGCUCAACCCCAACCCCACGCCCCUCUUCACUCCCUAUACGACCCACGCGCCUACUCUGGCACGUCGGCUUACUCCACACCCCACCCUUCCUUGCUCUCCCUGGACCCGGUUUCCGGCGCCGGAGGAAGCGGAGGCGGUUACUUUCUGGUUCCCAAGACGGAGGAAGUUUCCAGACCUGUUGACUUCACAGCGAGGAUUGGUCUCAACUUAGGUGGCCGUACGUAUUUUUCCUCCGCCGAGGAUGACUUUGUGAACCGCCUUUAUCGCAGGUCUAGACCGGGAGAUCCUAGUUCGACCAACUCCCCUAGGUGCCAAGCCGAGGGCUGCAAUGCCGAUCUUACCCACGCCAAGCACUACCAUCGCCGCCACAAAGUCUGCGAGUUCCAUUCCAAGGCUUCCACCGUCAUCGCCGCAGGGUUGACUCAACGAUUCUGCCAGCAGUGCAGCAGAUUCCAUCUCCUCUCGGAGUUCGACAACGGAAAGCGUAGCUGUAGAAAGAGAUUGGCCGAUCACAAUCGUCGCCGGCGAAAGUCUCAACAACAACAACAACAACAGCCCAAUAAUCAAGAAAACCAGAAGCCCCUCCUGCACGAAAAUGGCCGCAAUUCCUCGGCUGAAAACCCCCCAAGGUCGCCGCCGGAUUCUGGGAUUCAGUCUUCUUCUUCCGUGACGGUGGCAGUUUCGCCACCACGGAUGUCAUUGGAUUGUUUCAGGCAAAGACCUUACAAUGCAACGGCAUCUUCAUCAUCAUCAAGCACACUUUUUUUCUCAAGUGGGUAACUAGAAAUCUCAAUAAGUAAUGCCGUUGAAACGUAUGGAGAUGGGAGAGAAGCCAUGGAAAUUAAGCUUAUGCAAAUAACAAGUUGAUUAAAUGUCUCUAGUGUUCUUCUCUUCACUUUUUUCUCUGAAAUUUCAAUGUUUAAUAUCAGUUUGUGUUGGCUUAUGCUAACAUCAAAAAAAAUUUGGACUGAUAGAGCAUCUAAAAUAUAUAUAUAUAUAUAUAUAUAUUUGCUGCAAAUAUAUUCCCAAUUAUGUACUAAAAUUCUUGUUCCCAAUGUUUGUAUUCUGUGCAUGGAAUAUAAUUUUGGAAGAGAUGGGAAGUCGGACAGACAUUGAUCGAAGCAA